UUGAAAGAAACAUGGUUUUGUACUUGAUAAUUAAACCGGAAGGUGGAAAACCAAAUUGUGUUUCAUUUGCGUAUUAUAGUUUCCAACUUUGUUGCUACCUAUAAAUUGUGUUAGCAUCCAUUUCACGAUCCUCAUUCCCCGGAUCUCUACAACUCCGACCCGACCCAUUUACGCAACCCAAACCGGGUCAACCAGAACAAUGGAUAAGCCUAGCUUUGUAAUCUCACCCGAAGAAGCUGAAUCCGCCGCGAACCAACUCGGCGUCUCCGUCCUCCAGCUCCUCCCUUCGCUGGUCAACCCUGCGAAAUCCUUCGCUCGACCACCGAUCUCAAAAUUCCACGUCGGAGCCGUCGGAAUCGGAUCAUCGGGUCGGAUCUUCUUAGGAGUCAAUGUCGAGUUCCCAGGCCUCCCUCUCCACCACUCGAUCCACGCGGAGCAGUUCCUCGUCACCAAUCUCACCCUCAACGGCGAGCGUCAUCUCCGCAACUUCGCCGUCUCCGCCGCGCCGUGUGGACAUUGCCGUCAAUUCCUCCAAGAGAUACGCGACGCGUCGGAGAUCAGACUCAUAAUCACCGAUCCGAACGCCACCGCGGAUCCCGACGCCGAUUCAGACGGAUUCCUCCGCCUCGGGAGCAUCUUGCCGCACAGAUUCGGCCCCGAGGAUCUUCUCGAGAAAGACUUCCCUCUCAUCCUCGAGCAUCACGAUAACAACCUCACGAUCUCGGAUCUCGAUCCGAUCUGCAACGGAAACACCGUGGAAUUGAAACGCACGGCUCUAGCGGCGGCGAACAGAUCCUACGCGCCGUAUAGUUUGUGUCCGUCGGGAGUUGCGCUGGUGGAUUGCGACGGGAAAGUGUAUAGAGGAUGGUACAUGGAAUCGGCGGCGUAUAAUCCUAGCUUGGGACCAGUACAGGCGGCGUUGGUGGAUUACAUUGCUAACGGAGGCGGAGGAGGUUACGAGAGAAUCGUCGGAGCUGUGCUUGUGGAGAAAGAAGACGCGGUGGUGCGGCAAGAGCACACGGCGAGGUUGCUGAUACAGAUGAUAUCGCCGAAAUGCGAUUUCAGCGUCUACCAUUGCCAUUGACCUUUGAGAUAACGUAUCACCAAAAGAAAAAGAAAAUAAAAAACGAAUAAUAAAUAAUAAAAUGGACUUUAAAUUCGUAACCCAAAACAAACAAAAAAUAGUUAAUUAUUGAAACUUAAAAGUUGAGAGCGAUGCCUCUGCUCUGAAUGAUGAAUGGAUUGGUGAUGAUGAGACGUAAGAGAAUAUAAGAAGACUCUUUUAUCUUAUUUGUAUUAUGUAUAAACUAUUCUAAUAAAUUAUUAUGUUCGUCUGUACUUUUAAAACUAUA
Brassica oleracea var. oleracea is the source of this 1352-nucleotide messenger RNA. Its product is annotated as cytidine deaminase 1. The record is from RefSeq and is a predicted model, not a curated record. The transcript has a single exon. Lineage: Eukaryota; Viridiplantae; Streptophyta; Magnoliopsida; Brassicales; Brassicaceae. Gene Ontology annotation, cellular component: cytosol. Gene Ontology annotation, molecular function: zinc ion binding; cytidine deaminase activity. The coding region runs from base 200 to 1084 and encodes 294 amino acids.